AUGAAGUUCUCUUCCGUUGCCGCUGUUGCGGCCCUUUCCACGGCGGCAUCCGCAGCCGAGCAAAAGUACUCGACCUGGAUGAUCGACUCCAUGAUCCUCAAGAACGUCGAGCCGGACAACCACUACACUAACGGCGUGCUCUACCGCGCGGCGGAUCUGGCAUACAAGGCCUACGGCAACAAGACCUACUACGACUGGACCAAGGCCCAGGUUGAUGCCGUGGUCAGCGAGAACGGCACCAUCACCGGAUGGCCUGCGGAGAAGGACUCUCUGGACGACAUCCUCUUCGGCCGGGCGCUACUGGAGCUGUACGGACAGACCAACGAGACGCAGUACAAGAUCGCGGCCGACAACCUGCGGCACUCGCUCGACAAGCAGAAGCGCACGCCGGCCGGCGGCUUCUGGCACCGCGUGCCCACGUACCCCAACCAGAUGUGGCUGGACGGCAUCUACAUGGCCGACGUCUUCUACGCGCAGUGGACGUCGCUGUUCGAGCCGGCCAACGUGACGGCCUGGGACGACAUCCUGCUGCAGUUCGAGCUGAUCGAGGAGCACCUGCGCAACAAGACGACCAACCUGCUCUACCACGGCUACGACGAGCUCAAGGAGGCCGUCUGGGCCGACCCCGUCACCGGCGCCAGCCCGCACGUCUGGGACCGCGCCCUGGGCUGGUACGUCAUGGCCCUGCUCGACGUGCUGGACUACUGGCCGAAGGACCACAAGGGCUUCGCCAAGCUGAUGGACUGGUACGUCACCGCCAUCGAUGGUGUCGUUGAUGCGCAGGACCAAGAGACGGGCGGCUGGUGGCUCGUCAUGGACGAGCCCUACGCCGGCGCCGAGGGCAACUACAUCGAGUCGUCCGGCACCGCCAUGUUCACCUACGGCCUGCUCAAGGGCCUGCGUCUGGGCUACGUCGCCGGCGAAAAGUACAGCCAGCCCGCCUUCAAGGCUUACGAACUCAUGACCACGGAGUAUGCCGUCGCCAACGCUACCGGCGGCAUGCUGAACUGGGAGGGCACGGUCGAGGUGGGCAGCUUGAGCGGUAACGCUUCUUACGAGUACUACAUCAGCGUCCCGCUUGCCGAGAACGACCUCAAGGGCGUCGGCCCCUUCAUCUACGCCAGUCUGGAGUACGAGGCCUACACUGCUUAA
Molecule: messenger RNA, 1152 nt
Organism: Lasiodiplodia theobromae
Lineage: Eukaryota; Fungi; Ascomycota; Dothideomycetes; Botryosphaeriales; Botryosphaeriaceae
Product: Cell wall glycosyl hydrolase
Exons: 2
Coding region: 1-1152 (383 amino acids)
Biological process (GO): carbohydrate metabolic process
Source: RefSeq, a predicted model, not a curated record